CCCUCGGGGCCCGUCCACCUCUUCCCAUCAGCAGCCGUCGAGGAUGCGCUGACUCUGCGCAGCUAUGGCCUCGGCAGGGGCCGAGAGGCGCCCAGGGGCCCAAAAGGGGACGACUGAGGGGCCCGUACAGCUUGCGGAGGCGCCCGGUGGCGGUGCUCAGAGCUCUGAGUGUCCAGUGAUGGGAAACCAGUGCUUGGCGCCAGUCCAUGAGGCCAGUGGGACCCUCGGUGAAGACAAAUGUCCAACAGGACCAGUCUCAGAGCCAGAGCUCCAGGAGGAACCAUUCAAGCUGGAGGAAGAGAGGCUCAAGCCAGAGGUGGAGGCACUAGAGGAGAGAAGCCCCAGGCCUACGGCCUCCAUUGUGAGGUCCAGUCAUGGUCUGAAGAGGAAGCCAGUCAACCUCCUGUCCCCCAGCCUCCCAGGGCCUAGCCACCAAGCCCAUCCUAGGGCUGAAGCUGAGCUGCCACAGGGGCCGCCACAACAGAGGGAGGACCCGGAGGGUGGUCGGAGUGAGCCCUCACCGACUGCCAAACAGCACAAAAAAGCCAAGAAGCGCAAGAGUCCGGGGGCCCCAGUGCUCCCAGCUGUGGCCAGCAUAGUAUCUGCACCCUCAGAGACCUUGGGGCUAGAGCGAAAGGUCCAGCGCCUACGGCCUCUGUACCAGUACAUCAACUAUUGCAAUCCUGAGCUGAACCAGGCAGGGGAGGGGGACAGGGAGGCUGAAGCCGAGGUGGAACCUGAGUGGGAGCUGACCCUGGUCCCCGAGGAGGCAGGUGUGGAGCAACUGCCAGCCUUGCUGCCUGUGGCAGGUGAGCUUGGCUCAGGCCUCACUGUGCCCUGCCCCACUAUGUCCGUGCCCCCUAUCCAUGCUAUGGUUCCCCUGGGGGAGGAGGCUGGAGAGGAGCCUGGGGGUUUGCCCAGCUUGGGGGUUAGCAGCAGCCCCAAGGCUGAGGUGGAUAAGUCAACUCAGGUGGACAUCGACAAGAUGCUAAGUGUCUGUGCAGCCCCACUUGUACCCCCACUUUCUCCUCAGUACAAAUGACUGUCCUACCCCCUGGUGGCUCCCUUCCUCCCAAGCCUGAACCAGAGCAGCAGCCUAUGGGCUCAAGCCCUCGGGAGGAGGGGGGAAUAUAGCCCCUGCCCCUACUUGGCACCUUGGACUUGCUGAAAAUAAAUGUUUUUCCUUUUCUCAGACUUUGACUCCCCAAAUAAGGUGCCUGAAGAGGGAGAGGCUGGGAAGGAGGGUGGAGGAUUCCCCAGUGCAGGGUUUGAAACUUGACGGGUCAUUUGGAUUGCCUAGGAACUCGACAAAAAUGUAGAUUCCUGGGUACUGCCUCAGACCUAACUGAAUCAAUCUGUGGGGGUAGGGACUUGUUCUGUGCAUUUCAAGUCUCCGAUGAACCUGAAGUUCGGACAGGAUAAUGGUGGGGAUGGAGAGGGAGGUGAUGAGGAACUUGGGGCAAAGAAAGGAAAGGAACUGGCAGGUCAUGGGAAGCAGGUGCAUGGCCUUGCUGUCUCCUGGGAAGGGGUCUGCAUUCGGUCUGACCUUCAGGGCACCAACACUUGGGAUUCUCCCCUCUGAGGUGGCAGAGUCCAUUCGCCUGCCCAAGAGUGGAAGCUUUGGGAUGCUUUCCACUUAUUGUUAGAUCACAGCUGGACCACACUUUGCCCCCAGAGUGGCCCCUGGUGCCUAUUUCCUGGCAGGCAGAGAGUGGUGGUGGUGGUGAAUGGUCUCCCUGGAGCCCUGAGGCCAAGCCACCAGAUAACUGCUGCUUCUCAUCCUCAGGGGUCUCUGGAAGAGGUGGCCAGUGCCGGCCAUUUGGAAACCCUAAUACCCUGCUGUCUCCUCGUCCUACUGCAUGUCCCUCAGACACCUUAAAAACAGAAUUUCAAAUUAAACGAAUAAUUCCUCCUCCUCUCAACCUGCUUUUCCUCCUGUAUCUCAUCUGCGCAAUCAUUCAAGCCAAAAUCCUGGUGUCACCCCAGACCCCAUCCUGUUCUUUGCUUGUUGACUCCUACAAGCUAAUCAAUCAUCAAGGCUGGUGAACCUACGACACACACAUCCAAACCCCGGAUGGUGUUGCUCCCCGUCUAGUACUCUCAUCUAAGCCCAGCUGCUUGUAACUUUUCAGUGGUUUCCUAUCAUUCCCUGACCAGCCACACCUUUUCUUACCUUCAGUCUCUGCACAUGGGGCUUCCCUGUCUAAAAUGCCUUUAUUCCCUCACCCCUCCACUUGGCUAGUGCACAUGCACCCGUGAAGAUUCAGGGCACCUUGCUUCCUGCGGAGCUGGGCAACUCCCAGUGUUGCCCUGCAUUAAAGUAGCCACAUACUACUGUCCUUGUGGGUCACAGCUGUCUUCAGGAUGAGACUGAACUCCCCAAGGGCCCGUGUCAUUGCAUCACAUCCACUAGCAGAGGACCCCCAUAAAAAGCAUAAAAAGAUAAGGAGACCAGGUGGGGACCUGAGGAAGCUACAGAGGGAUAGGUCAGGAUCUGAAAAGCGGAGGCCAUCCAACGUCCAGAGCCAUGUGUGGGACCUGGAAUAAUGGCCUGGCAAGGUCAUUGGAAGAGAGAAAACGGGCAUCAGCACGGGAUGCUCCCUCCUUUAGGGGUCGCUUGGAUGCUCACCAGCCCCUUGGCAAGGCCACAGGGCAAGCUGUGCGUUCUGGACAUAUUUCUUCUUCCUGUUGACACUUUUCCCUGGUUAGUGAUUUGACCACCCCAGGAAAUACUGUCCACAGAGACCAUGCAGACUGAAUAUUGUCCACAGGGAUGAGCAUGGAUUCUCAGGGAUUUUUCAGAGAUAGAGGGUCCUUCAAGAUUACUGAGCUUGACCUCCUCUUUUUAUGGCUGAGGAAGCAAAGGCCUGGAGAGAAGUGGCCUUGUAUGAGACCACACCCUGGGCGCCAGGGAGGCCCCGCCCCUUCCUGAGCCCUGCAGAUCUGUGGAUCUGGGGGCUCUGGUGAAGACCUGACCCAAAAAGGCUGAGCAUCUGCUUUCUCUGUGUGGUCUCCAGGGCUAGAGGUGUGGACCAGGCCAGCACUGAUAAGGAAGCUCUGUCCUUACCUUCCACAGGUGACAAAGGACACACUCAGUAACUAUAGAAGAACGAGGCUACAUUUCCCGACACAAAGGAACAAGUCACCACUACUGCUCCUAGACGCUCACUCUAAGGGAAAAAUGCCGAAGCAGCAUGGUGCAGAGACA
Molecule: messenger RNA, 3208 nt
Organism: Rhinolophus ferrumequinum (greater horseshoe bat)
Lineage: Eukaryota; Metazoa; Chordata; Mammalia; Chiroptera; Rhinolophidae
Gene: C15H16orf86
Product: chromosome 15 C16orf86 homolog
Exons: 4
Coding region: 65-1042 (325 amino acids)
Source: RefSeq, a predicted model, not a curated record